Symbiodinium pilosum is the source of this 6894-nucleotide messenger RNA. Lineage: Eukaryota; Dinophyceae; Suessiales; Symbiodiniaceae. The record is from the annotation of a GenBank genome assembly.
AUGCUGGCUGGAGACACUUUGCUAUUCAAGUACUUUGUGCACUUCGUUCCCGACUUCUACUUUGACGUGUGGGCUCAGAUGUGGGAUCCUGGGCCAGGUUCUUCCAGAGACUUUCUUGCAGGUGAUGGCGGCGAAUUUCUUUGCUGGCCAUUGGUGGUCGCCUUUGCUUCGACUACCUGCUUCUUGGUUCUUCACCGUCUCGGUGUGGCACUGUGGGUUGUGCUCACCCCGAAUGUUUCCUUGGACCUAGUGAUGAGGAGGCCUGCGGCGCCGCUUUGCUUGGCGGAUCGUGCUCCUGACAGCCUGCUCUCCGACUCUGUGGGCGCAGUGGCUGGUGGCUUCCAGUGCCCUUCUCGACGUCGACUUCUUCGUUGGCUAUGGAGACGGCUCCGUUCUGAGGCUGUGGCCUUUGAAGCUGCUUGGGUUGGCAGCCGGAACUUUCGGCAGGAAGCUGCCGACCUUGACAAUGCUACCUCAAGGCAGCUCAAAGCCGUUGAGGAUUUGGUCGGCCGCGCCCGUCGGCAGCCAGACUUUGAUUUCCUCGAUGGGCUCCAGAAGUUCAUCGACAAGGAGCGCGCCAAUGCUGGCGACUCUCAAGCUGGUGGCUCCUCUUGGUCUUCAGGAUGGGACGCGCAAUGGGACGCUUCUUCUUGGCAAGACUGGUCCGGAUGGGACGAGGAAGAUUGGCCUGGGCUCACUUACCAGAGGCCACCGAACUGGCCACGGUUGCCGGCUCCGGCGCAACCUCCUCAGCAGCAGCGAGCUCAGCGGCAAGUGCAUGCUAAGCCUCCUUCCUGGCAGUCUGUCACUUGGAAGCCCCGGCUUGCCGAUUGGAAGUCUGACAAGGCGAGCGACGUCAACUUAGUUCAGGGCCAGCUUGAGCUUUCUUUGGCGCUUGACAACACUCCUGCAGUUCCUUUGCUGGUGUUGGCCCAGGGUGUCGACGACUUCAAGGAGUGCGUGGGCAUCGCAGAGGGCGAGCGCAAUGCCAUGAUCACUAUUCUGCUUCCGGCGGACCACCACUGGCCCGAGGACGACAUCAACCAUCGGCCGGCCACCAACAGAAUUCCGGGCAACUUCCAGCGAUCCUUGCAGGUGAGGAGUUGCUACAUCAAAACCUUUUCGAGUGGCUCGCCUGUGCUUGUGACCAAGCAGCAGGUCGCUACGGCCUCUAUUGCCGCCUACAAGGCCAAAGCUGGGACCCGCCAUCGUGAUGGAUGGGUGUUGCGCCUCGUGUGUCCUUGGAAGUUCCAUGGCUCCGCCCAGGACUGGAAAAAGGAGCUGGGUGACACCUUCAAGUUCGAGCUUUUGGACGGCGACAAGGCUAGUGCACAGCUUCGGGGCCUCAUGCGGGUUACAAAGGAGGAAGCGGCCGCUUCCCUUCUCAAAGCCAGUGGGCAAGCUGAUGACCUUGGCCGUUGUUGGUUUGUUGAGCCCGUCCAUGGUGACAUCCAGGCUACUCAUCAAGGUGUUCUUUGGCAUGAUUGGCAAGCCGAGGAGACCUGGCCUGAGUACCUUCAGAGGGCUGUGCGUCUUUCGGACCAGGGUGUUGUGCUUGGGCGGGUCCAGUUGGGCUCCAGAGUUCCGAAGGAUGACAAGCGCUUGGCCGACAAGGUUUCGACAUGGCGAGCUUGCAGGUGUCCUCGUCACUGGACCGGCGAGAUGGUGUGCGACCUCUUUGCUUCGCUUGGCUUCCGGAAUGCCGAUGUCUUCCAGAAGUGCAACCGUGGACCUGAGGUGGAUUGGGUCAUUCGAGCCAUUGCGCCCAAUGCCAACGACCUCUUUCAGCCGAGUGUGAGCGAUGGCGAUGGCGCCCAGACUGAGAUUGCCAUAGUCAGGGCCGGGAAGGCCAGGGAGAAGCGUGUGGCUGCCACCCUGCCUGCUGUUGACCCUGACGGUGAUGCGGCUAUGCAGUCUGCCCCUGGUGCUGAGGAGCAGGAGUCCAAGCGGCCCAAGAAGGAGGAGUAUGCUGCCCUUUGGGACGGUGUCAAGGCUGGCGUGGCCAACAAGGAGGCGGCUCCUGACUGGAAGGGUGGCUUCGACGACUACCUCAACGACAUUUGGCUGGCACCUAUGGUCACGGUCUUCUCCCAUGGAGGCAAGGAGAAGGAGCUCUGCCUUUUCUAUGACCCCAAGGUGCCCCACUAUGAGUACCUUGCUGGCUCUGUUCAAGAUGAGUUGUCUGCCUUUGCCAGUGCACCGGCUGCUGAGCUUCGUCACCUUUGUGCACCUGGAGCUGCGUCUGGAUCGAUUGGACUUGCCGCCUUGGCCUCAGCCGUCGGUAGCAAUCCUGAACAGGACCUUGAUGGGUGUUUGCCCGAGAGCGACGUUGUCUCUGACGACAAGCCCGCGCCAUCCCGGAGGUGGCCCAAGUCCAAGUAUGCUGUGGAGGGUGGCUUCCGCUUUGAAUGUGAGCUGUGCCCACUUGUUUCUGAGCAUGCUACGCGACACAGGGCGGCGGUUGCUGCUACUCUUCAUUACAAGCAACGCCGCCCGGAGAAACCGCGCAGGAAGUGCACUCCCCGGGCUGAGAGGCCGCCGCUGGUGAAGGCUGACGACCAUCCUGGAAAGCUCCGAUGGUCUUGCCCCUACUGUGCUAAAGGCUGGCUCCUCAAGGAUGUCGAUGGCUACCCCAACAAGCUCCUUAUCAAAUGGCGCGGUGAGCAUCGGCAUGAGCAUCACCCUCGUGUCUCGGAUGCCAACUGGAGGAAGGCUCUUUCUCGCCAAAGGCAAACUCCUCAGUUCCGCAAAGCCAUGAGGGUCGGUAUGCUCAACAAGUUCACUGCCAUUCCUCAUCGUAUCCACGAUAUGAAGAAGGCGGGCUUUGACAUGUUCACGUGGCCCCGCCUGGCGCCACACAAAGCUUCGAACUCUAAAGGAGCCAAGCGGCUCCAGAUGCUCCGGGCUUGGGAGUGCGCCAAGUGCAGUGCUGUCUUCCGGGAAAAGCGCUGGGCGAAGGAGCAUCGAUGUGGCGGCCCCAGGAACAUCACGGUCGCCGCUGCCAAGCAAAGAAUUACUCAGCUCCGCGCUGCAAGGAGGCGGAGCCUGGCCUUCGCAACUGAGCUUCGCUGUGCUACUUUCAAUGUGCCGGCAGUGGUCGGGAAGCUGCCGCUGCUCUUUCAGAUGCUAGACUUGUAUGGGGUCCAAAUUGUGGCCCUUCAGGAAGCUUCUAUCAAUUUGCCGACUCGGCAGAGGUUCCGCAACGUGUGCCGACAACAUGGCUUCAACGUUGUCUUUGGUGGGCUCGACGAGGCGGGCGUCACGAAGGUCGCUUUGCUCUCCUCUCUGCCCAUCACUGAAUUUGUUUGCGAUUCUCCAUGCCCUGAUCGUAUAGCUUGUGGGGUGGUGGAACUUCGGUUUGGAGCUGGUUCUGAGAUCGCUUACUCAAAGCUUUUGGUCUCUUCUGUUUAUGCUCAUGCAUGUGAUGACGUGGCUCGCGAGAUCUUCCUUAAGGAAUGCCUCCAGAGCUUUUCGUUGUUGAAUACCCGAUGGCUGGCUUUGGGCGACUUCAACAUGGAGGUCGAGGACCCUGCCUUGGCCCCUAUCCUGGCUUCGGGUGCUGUUCAUUGCCUUGAUCAAUAUUUUCCUGAGCUCCCUGAGGCCACGCGUCGUGACGGACACAGACGUAUUGACUUUGGGCUUGCUCAUCCUGCUCUUGUUGCUGUACAGAGGGUCCAGUCUGUUGACGUGGACUUCGGUAUUUCCGACCAUGACCUCGUGGCUUAUGGCUUUGAAGUUGGCGACUUUGGCGUGGGCUCAUACAAGCCUCACCGCCCCUCCUUCCUUGAUAGUAGUGGGCGAUCUGAACUCCAUGUCGGCGAACGUGAACGUCGGCCUUUCCCUGACUGUGACCAUGCCUUACAACUUGCUGUGCGCUGCCUCCUUGAUCAGGGUGAGGUCGAUGAGGCUUGGACUUUGCUCUCGGACUUUGCGGAGGACCAGCUUUGCUCUGACUUUGGCAGGGGGGUGUGCCGGCGUUCCUCUCACUGGCGUCCGACCACUUUAUCGAAGUGCUCCAAGUCCGCUGUGGCCCCGGAGUCAGUUCACUUGAUUAGGCUCCGUCGCUUUCAUCGCCGGCUUCUUCAUUUGGGUCGUCAUCCUCACGAAGCUCAGCUUCGGGCUCGUACUCAGCGGGAUGCGGCUCACUUUCGUGCUACUUUGAGUGCUGCCUCAGUUCACCAUUGUGGCCUUCCUAGCUGUCCCGACCAGCUUGCUGAGCUUGCAGCGGUCGUCGCCUCCAUCAUCAAGAAUGAGGAGGAUGUGGUGCGGGAUCAUCGCAUUAAGGCCUGGAAAGCCCGCAUGCGGCUCGCUCCGGACAAGCAGCGUACAUGGGUGAAGACUCAUGCCCAGGCUCAUGUCAAGGAGACGCGUUCUGCUGGGCCCUCUCCUACUUUGGGUGGCGUGAUGGCUUCUGCGAUUCAUCCUGCUCGUGUUGUGCUGGAGCAACAACAUGAGUGGUCUAGUUACUGGCGGCAGCGGCCUGGCCUUGGAGUCGGUCGUGACUUCCACUCCUUGCUUGCUGACGUUCCGGUGCCUGCAGUCGAGGUGACUGUUACUGUUGCGGACUUUCAGUUGGCCAUGCGGGCCAUGACCAGCAAAGCAGCCGGACCUGACGAUUGGGACGCGGGCCACCUCCUCCAGAUGGGCCCCGGCUGGUGGGCUUGUGCUGUGGAGAUUUGGAACCACUGCCUCCUCUCGGGCGACAUUCCGAUGCGUUGGAUGGAAUCCAGGGUCAUCCUCAUUCCCAAGCCGGCAGGCGGCCAUCGACCUUUGGCGGUCGCAUCAGUGUUGUGGAGGGCGGGGACUAGAGCCACCCUCAAGCACCUCAAGGCUUGGAUCGACAGCUGGGCUACUUGCCACUUGUUUGGUGGCUUGCCGUCCCGUGGUGCGGAGGAUGCCUUGCACUGGAUCUACCAUGGGUUGACUCGGGCUCGUGAGGAUGGUAUCGCCCUGCGCCAGGACAUCCACCGCUACUUUGACAGCAUCGAUUUCGAGCAGGGCUUUGCUGUGCUCGAACAUCUUCGUGCUCCUGCUUGCGUCACGAGGCUUCUUCGGACUUUCUACUCGCGGGGCUCCAGAAUCUUUGCAGCUGGUCCGUUUCAGGGUGACGACUGGCAGGGUGGCUUCCGGCGUGGAGUCCUUCAAGGGUGUCCUUUGUCCCCCUUGGUCGGUGCGGCAGUGAUGCUCCCUUGGCUUCAUCAAGUACGCCUUCCUGGCAUCGAGUGUGCGGUGUACAUGGAUGACAGAGUGCUUUGGGCUUCUGACCCAGCAAGCAGCGCAAGCCUUCGCCUGGCUUUGGAACGGACAGAGACCUUUGACCGCGUCUUUGGCUUCAGGUGUCGGCCUUCCAAGUGCGGCAUCUCGGCGGUCUCCAGAGGGGCUGUCGCCAACUUUGGCCUCGACUGCUUGGAGUACCCCUUUGACACCAAGUUUGCUGUGCUGGGAGUUGUCUUUGACUUUUGCGAUCUCAGCUUUGUGCAGACGCUGGUGGUGCCUGUCUUUACUUGGGCAGCUGGUGUGACCACCCUCCCUGAAGGUGAUGUCUGCAGAAUCCGGAACGCCAUCCUCGGCUCCUUCGGUACUCAGCUUCCUCCGGAUGUGCCUUGGGGUCCGUUCUUUGAGAUUCUUGGAUGGCAGGUGGAGCCUACCUUUGCCAUUGCUGCGGCGGCCAUCAGAGCUGCUACGCGGUGCCAGGCUGCUACGAAGGCUUGGCUUGACAGUGCUCCUUUGCACUUUGCGGCCAGCACUUGGCCUACGAAGCUUCCGGCCGCUGUCAAGACGGUGCAGGCCCUUGGCUGGCACGUUUCUGCUGAUGCCAAGUGCAUCCUUCGUCCUGGAGAUGAUGGAUCCUUGAGGAAGUACCACCUUGGUCAUGAUUGCUUCGGCUGCAUUUUUGGCUGGCUCGUUGAGGCUCGCCGUGUCGCUUCCUACUUUGCUGCGGCGAGAGUGCGCAAGACGCUCCACAGAGCUCCUGACCCGGAGUUUCCCUUGGCGCAGGGCUUGCAACUUCCUCUCCCUGAGGGUGGAGUCCCUUGCUACGGAGGCCACAGACAGUGUGCUCUCGAGGCUGCCGAGGACAGGGAGCUCUUCUUGGCAUCGCUGGCUGUCGGAUGCAAUUGGUGGCACUUUCACCGUGGGUCUAAAGCUCCACGUGGUGAUCCACAGCGCUUGUGCGCAUGCGGGGGCUUCACUCCUUCGAGGCCGCACUUGGUUUGGGUUUGCCCCCGCACCGCGGAGGCCAGGGAGGGAGUUCAACUCCCUGCUAAUCGUGGCGAGGAAAGACUUUUAGCCAAGGCCAUUCCUCCUCAGCCGCCUCCCCCUGGUGGAGUUCCUGAUGGCCUGCAGCUGCAGCUUGCUGAGUGCAUCGAGCGCAGGUUGAGGGAGGAUGCUUGCCUCUUUCUUGCUACCGACGGAUCUGCCAUCGAUGAGGUUGCGGCUUUCGCUGUAGUCGUCCCCGGCAGCCUUGCUUUCGUUUCAGGCCUGGAUACUGAGGCCCAGACCGCUUAUCGUGCUGAGGUUGAUGCUGCUACCUUCACUUUGGCCGCGAUCGAGACCUUGAAGGGUGGUGGCAAAUCGCCCAAUCUUGCUCGACGUGCCCACGAUGCUUUGUGCCGACUUCGUGCGCUUGCUGAAGUCGAGAUCUUCUGGAUCCCUGCUCACGACAAGAUCAAGGAUGGUUGGGCGCCGCACCGGCUGGCUUCCGAAUCCUGGCUUCGUGGUCUCAACGCUGCUGCGGAUAAGGCUGCUCGCAAGGAGGCCUCCAGACUGCUCAGAGGAUCCCAGAUCCAACGUUGGCGUCGGCUCCGUGAUGAUGCCGUGAAGUGGGAGGUUGCCGCUAUCAAGGCAGCCGCUGCGGCCGCAAAGGUCGCUCGAGCCUGGUGGUGGGCAGCGUGA